Mercenaria mercenaria is the source of this 1830-nucleotide messenger RNA. Its product is annotated as protein rolling stone-like. The transcript has a single exon. Bases 113 to 838 code for a protein of 241 amino acids. The record is from RefSeq and is a predicted model, not a curated record. Gene Ontology annotation, cellular component: membrane. Lineage: Eukaryota; Metazoa; Mollusca; Bivalvia; Venerida; Veneridae.
GAAAUGGCAUCCGUUGGUGUUCGUCAUAUACCGGAUUUUAGCGGCGGCAUAUCUGACGGUGUUUUCCAUCACUAUAGCAAUCAUCUCCUCACUAGAUGGCAACACUACUUCCAUGGCGUAUUUGACAUUGUGGACAUACCUGUUGUUGACCUUGUACUUCCUGUUUUCGGCCAUAGCUGUCGUCUUCUACACGUGCUGUAGGGGAGAGCUACGAACUGGGCACCAGGUUAUACUGUACACAUCAUCUGAGACACAAAAGGAAGCCAUACAAGGAUAUAAUAACAUUGCUUUUGUUGAAAAUGGUGUCAAGAAUUCCGAGCUGAAUGGAACAAGUAUGUCUAACGAGUUUCCUAAUGAAACAAACAGCUACGCAAAGACACAAAAUAAUGACAAUGACAAUCUGCAUGAAGAAAUCACAUCUUUUAUGAAAAUAUGUUGGGUACUUGGAAAUACGGUCCAGGUUUUUGCCAUUGAAGUCACGCUAGUCUAUUUUACAGCUUUUUUUCCUCUUGUAGGGUACACAAAUUUCGUAGAUGUUAACUUGCAUGGUGUUAACAGUUUUCUCAUAAUUGUUGACACGUGCCUUUCUUCGAGACCAGUUCGCCUUUUACAUGUGAUUCACCCUGUGAUUUACGGCGUGUGCUAUCUUAUAUUCAGCGCCAUCUAUUGGAGUUUUGAUCACGUGAAUAAUGUGCUGUAUCCGGGUGUACUUGAUUGGAAUUAUCCCGGGACCACGGCGAUAUGGUUUGCUGGCUUAACUUUUGUAGGCAUACCACUGUUACAGUUGGCUCAUUUUGGUGCAUAUCGUUUAAAAUUACAUAUCUGCAGUCGAGAAUAACGAGCAGGUUAAAAUAUACAGUCAGAAUCUCUGUCAUAGAGACCGAAACUGAAAACUGAGACAAAAAGUCCUAAAACCAAACAUGAAAUGAAUAAACGGGCAUCUAAUGUAUCUUUUCGGUAUAGAGACGAUCGAAAAUUUGACGUCAGCAGGUACACUAUAUUUGAAGGCAUGAUAGUUGCCAUCUUAAAUUACUUAUUUGAAGGUGUUGUGAGAAUUGACGCCGACGAAUAUAUAUCAGUAGCAGUGAUCAGUUAAAUGGAAUAGCCCGUCUUAAUACGCUUUUCAAGAUCCAGAACAACCUAGUAGAAGUACUGCGAAACCCGAUACGACAAAGUGAUGCUCGAACCAGAGGAUCAAACAGCCUGUACCAGAGCCACUAACGACAUCUACAGGCUUUCUUUCUUUCAGUGAUUGGAAUCGGCUGCCUACCAACAUCACAGACCGCAAGGCACCGUGGAGGAGUUCAGUGCCAAUGUUGGUGCUCUAUCUUCCUGCAGGUACUAGAUCGAGGCUUCCUUUUAAAUAGUUUUAACGACGCACAUACAGAUGUUUUGGCGUGAAUGCAAAUUCCUGAAGGAUUGACAGCCCAUAUACUAGUACAGAAGAAGAAGAAUGACUAAACUUACUGGGCGCCAACAAAGUUCUACAUUUUAGCUUUUGGUCACUACCAUCUCAAUUUGAUAAUGUUAAACUGGGAGAAUUGACGCCGACAAUGUCAGAGCAUUACCUACCACCCAGAGAUGCGAUAACUUACACUAAUGACAAGAUAGUGACUAUUUAGAGUCAUAAAAAUACUAACACCAUUGAUAAAUCACAAUGUUUUUAAAAGUGAAGCAUCAGCAUGUAUUUGUAAAUAAAAUAUUUCUGUUUUUAGAUUUUGACAUGUCAUUUCAUGUAUAAUUGGAAAAUCUCAGAUGUUUCAUACUUAUACACGUACAUAAGUAAUUAGCAUUACAUAAUUUAGUCUCUAGAUAUAUAUAAGUGAUAUU